UCAAUUUCAUUGUGAACGCACCUUAUACCUAUUUGUUUUUAAUUCUGUAUAUUUGUAUUUAUUUAUUUUUAUUUUGCUGCUCCAUUACUCGAUAAUUUUCACUAAUGGAUGACGCGAAUGGCUUAAUAUAUGGACUUGAAUUCCAGGCCAGAGCUCUCACGCCCCAAUAUGGGGAAACCAAUGAAGUUAGAUUCUUCAUUGCCACCCAAUCUUUAAAACCAAAUAAUCAGCUCCAUCUUCUCGAGUACAAUGAAGAAAAAGCAUCCAUAAGAGCAAAGAUAUUUUCUCAUCCUCUGGGUGAAGUGUGGAAAUUGAAUAGCAGUCCCCACAACGCUCGUUCAUUGCUCUCUUGCUACAGCUUUCAGAAAGGAGCUCAAGUCAUAACACAUUCCGCUGUUCUUACUAUUCCAGAGAAUCUCGAUGACAAUGAUCUCGAUUCCGAAUUUCUUCCGUAUGACAAUGUAGAAAUUCUCCCAACAGAGGAAUUUGGAACUGAUGUCAAAACAACUGAAUUCCAUCCCACCGAUGAAAAUAUUCUUGCCACCGUAGUCGAUGGAAAAAUUGUUAUCUUCGAUCGCACCCAAGUUAAGUCCCGAUGCUGUGCCGAGAUAACAACAAAGAACUCACCAAAGUUUACAACUGGCAAGUGGUCACAGCAUCACCAGGGCAAUCAAUUCAUAGCCCUUCAUGACUGUGCAGUACGAUCUUAUGACAUACGAGACACCAAUCACUGUGCUUGGUCCAUUGACGAUGCCCAUGGACAACUUGUACGAGACGUCGAUUGUAAUCCAAACAAACAAUGCCACAUUCUUACCGGUGGUGAUGAUGGCUACUUAAAGAUCUGGGACACCCGAAUGGCCCGAGAACCAGUUUUCAUUCGUGGUGAUCAUUCACAUUGGGUAUGGAAUGUUAGAUUCAAUACAUUCCACGACCAGUUGCUCCUAUCGAGUAGCAGUGAUUGUAAGGUACUCUUGACUUGUGCUGGUUCGGUGAGUUCGGAAACAACCGAAGAAGAUGGCGAACCAAAGAAACUACUAUCGGAUGGAUUGUUGCAAACUUUUGACCAACAUGAGGAUUCGGUGUAUUGUGUUGAAUGGAGCAAUGUUGAUCCAUGGAUAUUUGCUUCUCUAAGUUAUGACGGAAGAGUGAUUAUUUCAAAAGUUCCAAAACAAUAUAAAUAUCAAAUAAUAUUUUAAAAAAUA
Eupeodes corollae is the source of this 1202-nucleotide messenger RNA. Its product is annotated as EARP-interacting protein homolog. The transcript has 4 exons. Lineage: Eukaryota; Metazoa; Arthropoda; Insecta; Diptera; Syrphidae. Bases 105 to 1196 code for a protein of 363 amino acids. Gene Ontology annotation, biological process: protein ubiquitination. Gene Ontology annotation, molecular function: protein binding. The record is from RefSeq and is a predicted model, not a curated record.